Drosophila takahashii is the source of this 1016-nucleotide messenger RNA. RefSeq names its product mitochondrial E3 ubiquitin protein ligase 1-like. NCBI's taxonomy places the organism in Eukaryota, Metazoa, Arthropoda, Insecta, Diptera, Drosophilidae. The record is from RefSeq and is a predicted model, not a curated record. Gene Ontology annotation, molecular function: ubiquitin-protein transferase activity. Gene Ontology annotation, biological process: organelle organization; protein ubiquitination.
AUAGUAUGUUUAAAAAUUAAAAGAUGGAAUUCUUUAACGACUGUAUUGCAGUUGGCGUAGAUUUAGUUCUACUAGGGUUUUGUGUUCGCGAAUAUGUGCGUUGCAAACGAACGUCCACUGUGUUAAAGACGGCGCCGCAAUAUAAAAUCGAUGGGAAGCUUAAAACUCUGGUAGAACGUCAGCCUGGAAAGAAGAUUCCCUAUGCGGUGAUUCGGGGAACAGUGACCCACAUUGGAGAUCCGCUCCAGAGUUCCCUGGUGCCCAGUGUAAGUGGAGUCCUGCAGAUCGUAAAGCUUCAUGAGCUUGGGAUAACUGGCCUUUGGAAAGAUAAUCACAAGUUACUUCAUGAGUCCGCCAAUGAAAUGCCCUUCGAGUUGCGCAACCAAAAUCAUAGUGUAGAAAUUGUGGACGCUUUAAAAGCAGCAGUUUUGGAUGUGGACACGGUCUAUGAUAACUUCGAACCCUCCUCACUUUCACUUUUCGAUUAUGUAUGUGGAUUCUUCUCUGGCGUUCGCCAAAAGGGAUUGCAAACCACCGAGGAGGUGCUGAGGGAAGGAAGCUUCCUCACCGCCAUUGGAGAAUUGCAACUGGAUGGCGAUACUCUGCGCAUGCAGCCUUCCCAAAAUGGACCUCUUCUCCUGACCACCGCCACCAAAUCCACGCUUGUCAAGAGAUUGGAAGAUGCCAAUAGAUCUAUAAUACUGAAACUGCUCGUGUGCAGUACGAUUUCCUUCGUCCUGAUUGCUUUUGUUUUGAGGAAGAUCUACCGGCGGAGGAAACAUAAGUCAGAGGAAGUCACCAUACACAAUCGACUACAGAUGGAGCGAGGGAGAAAUCGUCCUGUUAAUGUGUCCCAGGAUAUGCUCUGUGUAGUGUGUUCCAACAAUCCUAAAGAGGUUAUCCUACUUCCCUGUGGUCAUGUCUGUCUCUGCGAGGAUUGCGCUCAAAAAAUCUCCACUACCUGUCCCGUGUGCCGAAGUAAAAUCGCUUCCAAGGCAGCCGCCUUCAUCACCUAA